GUGAACUUGCUAUGAUGGAAGUCUGUUUAUAUUUAUUGUUGUAUUUUUUAUGUUUUUUCCAAUUUAUUGUUUGUCCCUAUCCGCCUCAAGGCGAUGAAGUCCGUUCAGGCAGUGUCCUACUACCUGCCAGUAGGAGAGGCCGCUAUCUGGCAAACAUCGUCAGAAGGCAGGCUGUUGACGGUACUGGAAUCAAAUUCAACAAAGAUGCAGAUCGGAUCAACGCCGAAGCGAAAAAGAAAGUCGACGUUCUGUCGGAAGAUUUACUACCAUACAUCAUAGCGGAGCAAGAACGUCGAAUGACGCUUUACAAACGAAUCAUGACGGCCAUACAAAAUGGCGAAAAGGGAGUCACUAUAGCCGAAAUUAGAAAUAAACCGCCAUUGAUUAUCAGAAAAGGUGUCAUGUACCGGUGCCCGUCGAACCGUGCUCCGAAGGAACCCGACGGUUCAGGGAUUCUAAAAUGUGACGACGAUAUCACACCAACUCAGAUUAUGUACGACUCUUGUCUCAGUGCAGAGGAUAAGGAUUUGUAUUUGGCCGAAGGCAAAUACUUCUUUUGUAAUCGACACAGAAUAGAAGGUCCCGACCUUCCUCAUAACGGAACAAUGGUAAUAGGAUGUGCACCCAUCGAGCGGACAUCUUUGAAUUACACUGCAACGAAAUGCGCCCUGGAAGACACAGACGAUGUCGUUGUUCAUUACCGAUAUUAUCCUGACAGGACCUACAAGUAUGUAACCGAGCUGGACCCCGACCACGAGGUUUGUGACCAUUGGAACCCUUGUCAAAUUGGAUAUAUCUACAGCCUUCCGUCACCUGAUCAGGCCAUGUAUGCUAACGAACUUUGGCGUGGUUAUGUUGAGAACUUUGGUGAUUAUGAACGUGAUGAACUUGUCCCUCCAAUUCCGGAGGACUCAAUAGAGGAGUACGUGCACCCAAUGGCCACGAACUACUCGUCAUCCGUUCGUAUGGUACGCGUUCCGGAUGGAUACAAGUUCCAGAAACUAUGGGCACGACGUACCGUUGACAAAUACGGAUGGAGUCCAGAAGUAAACCGUUUCCGCGUCAAAUCACGCGUGCAUAAAGGUGAUAAAUUCAUCACUGUAGGCAUCCGGUUCCCCGAGCAGUGGUCUGACUUCUUCUACAGCACUUUUUACGCCGUGUUCGCAAAGGGAGGAAGAAGGAGCAGCACUAAGACUAUCAAGUUCUUGAUUAUACUGCCAGCAACAGCGUUCGUGCAAGUACAGAAACUCAUGCUCGCAUCCAAAAAGGUUAACAGCACGUCGGUUCCAUAUCGUUGCCCAAGAUGUCACUUGCAAGGAAUCAUGGUCAGACCUCCGGAUGGCUUCGUUCGUAACGUCGACCCCUCAAAGUAUAAAUUAAAGGACGUAAUUGACAGGAGUGGAAAACCGCGACAAGUGUUAGAAAUUCAAUUGUGGUUCCUCAAGCCGGUAGACUACGGCGAUUUUUAUGCUCUCAUACAAAACGCUGAUGGAGUCGAAGAAAGAGUCAAAUUGCUAUCUCUGCAAACACCUGAAAAGGAUACCGAAAAGCAGAUAAAACUAAAAGCAUCCACUCAAAGUUUGCGCCUCGGUGAAAAUUUCGACAAGUCCGUUACAUUCGAAUGCCAGGAGUGCGAACUUACAGAUGUCACUUGCAACGGACACAGUGCUAUAGAAGCCGGCAAAGUCGUUGUAGUUGCUGUUUCCAAGACUAUUCAGUUCCACUUUCCAAGAUUUGAAAAUAACGAUGCAUGCGUAUAUUCAGGUUUAUUCGUGAUUGGUGACAGCCUUAUAAACAAAGUAAUUAUGGUAACAGAGGCCGACCAUCCGGAUCUUAAAUUGCCAAAAAUCAAGACCGUGCCACCACCUACUAUUGGAGAGCCGUUCCAGAAGGGCGUCAAAUACGAUUGCAAAGAUUGUCAAAUUAAUAAGGUAACUCUGAACGGGUCGCCACUGCCGUCCGUGAAACAAGCAAGACGUCAAGCUGGCAAUGUCCAUAUUACAAUCAACAUCAACGGGGGCUCCGGAGGCUGCCCCACUGGUAGAUGCACAAACGGCCAGGGUGGAGGUGGAGGCGGUGGCGGCGGCGGCGGCGGUGGCGGCGGCGGCGGAUAUACAGGAGGAGAGGAACGUGGUGGAGAGAUUGAUCUCGAGAGUGAACCUGUGCUGCCUGAUAACUUUGGCGGUGAAGAAAUAGUGCCCGUGCACUCUGAUGCCACCGGAGAUGGAGAAAUGGACGAAGGACUUGGGCCAUGCGGUAGCUGCCCCAUGAUGUACUUCGUCAUUACCAUAGAAAUCAUUAUUAUAAGGGUGACUUCAUUCAUGGAACAUUUCGAGGGUAUGAUCCAAGCUGAAUUUGAGUUAGGCGGAGAACAAUAUACGAAAAACAUCAUGGAGAUAGCUGAUGAAGACGACUGCGUAUGCUGUGAAGAUGACGACGAAGACAGCACAACUGGAGAGAUAGACACAGGCGAACCGGACGUCACCGACCACGUGUCUGGGGAACCUGACCAUGAUGAAGGCAGCACCAAGGGCGACGGCACGGAUAGCGACGUCACUGGUGAUCCUUCGUCUGACGUACCAGCUGGAGAUGAAACUACUCCCGCUGAAUAACGUUCUUCAUUAGAC
Hyposmocoma kahamanoa is the source of this 2627-nucleotide messenger RNA. RefSeq lists its product as uncharacterized. The coding region runs from base 12 to 2612 and encodes 866 amino acids. The transcript has 34 exons. The record is from RefSeq and is a predicted model, not a curated record. NCBI's taxonomy places the organism in Eukaryota, Metazoa, Arthropoda, Insecta, Lepidoptera, Cosmopterigidae.